Gadus morhua (Atlantic cod) is the source of this 1692-nucleotide messenger RNA. RefSeq lists its product as uncharacterized. The record is from RefSeq and is a predicted model, not a curated record. The transcript is spliced from 3 exons. The coding region runs from base 64 to 1692 and encodes 542 amino acids. Lineage: Eukaryota; Metazoa; Chordata; Actinopteri; Gadiformes; Gadidae.
CAUGCUAUAAUGUAUUAAAGGUUUCCUAUACUAUACUUUACUACCCAACCUCCCAGUAUCCAGAUGAUGAAUCUCGGCUGGGUCCUUGAUGAAUCUACGAUGAUCUCGCUAGCCCUCCUCCUGAUUCUUCCAACCGCCCAUGCUCAGCUAGAUCCAUUGAAUCUGAACAGCAGUGGCCUUGAGUUCCUGGUGGCUUUCCCAGAAAACAUCGCUCACUACCAUCCCAUUACAUCUCUUAAGGCUAUUGAAAUCUUUUCCUUGGAAGGUGAGACUCUGGUUGAAUAUAAGUCAGAUGGAAUACCCAUGGAAAAUGAUGAAAUGAGUCGAGCAAAUACAAUAACUGUGUACAUGUCUGGUGUGGAGCUGCGGAGAAACCCAACCUCCAACAAAACCAUCCAAAUCAAAAGCAACAAGCCCAUCAUCGUCCGAAUCAUCAACAGCAAAGACCAAAGCAUCCAGACCUCUCUGGUAAAAGCGACUGACAAGUUGGGCAAAGUGUACAAGAUCCCACCAACACCCAGCACGAUAACAGAGAUCCUGGCGGAUCCUACAUCAGAGAUACCAGAGAGAUCCCCAUUCACGGUCAUCGUCAUGAACACUGGUGCAGCAAACGAUGUCCAGUGGAAAGGCGAUGGUGAUCAGACGGUUUCUCUCGCACCGUUUGAACUGGCUCAGUUCUGGAUGUCAAACGUGGCUGCGGAGUACGAGGUGGAUGCAACUGAGCCCGUGUCUGUUCUCUUUGGUCAUCCGUGCUUCACCAUCUUCAACUGCACCUGUGGGAUGAUGGUCACUCCUCUGGACCCAGAGAGUGCCACCGAGCUCAACUACUUUAUCCCACCUGAUUUCAUGACCGGUAGCGAAAAGCAAGCGGUUCUGCUCAUAGCGGGAAACCCUAGCCCUCUUCCCUACGAUCCGGACCACCCCACGGUGCAGUCCUUCGGCUCAGUGCUCUUCCACAUACCCGGCUUGCUGCUCAGCAUCUUGCCAGAAGAGGAAUUCGCCGCCUGUUUCCAGAUCCAUGGAAACCCCGACCUUGGGUCCAUUCCAAGAUUCGCUAUUCUCGUCGUCCACGAGGAUCACAAGAAAUUGGUUCAUCACGGGCUCAAUCCACUCGUUAAUCAAGUCUGGAACCCCAUCCUAACCACCGACUAUGUCUCUACUCGCGUCACACUACUGAACCUUUAUAAAAACCUCUUCUGGCACCCCAAAUCCAUGAUUGCCGUCUAUGAAUUGGGAAGCAACGAUACCACAUUGUUUGGAAACCCUGCCCCCAUCAUCAGCAAGUCCACAAGCCUGAAGGGCUGCGUCCUGGAUCCGGAGCUGGUUAACAUAGGAGUUAAAGAGAUGGGCUGGGUGGAGUCCAUCAAGUUCUGCCGGGGUCUGGGCCUAGAGCUGGCCGCCAUGGACGGUGUCGAGCUACGCUUCCUCGCCCCUAAACUCCACGCCAUGAACAAGACGCUGGAGCAGGUGUGGAUCGGCUACCGCCGGAGUUCUCUGACGGGCGACUGGUACCGGCUGAACAAGGAGGAGGUGUUGGUCACCCACUGGGGGAAGGGGGAGCCCGGGGGAGAAGAGGAGGGCCAGUGUGCCAUGAUGAGCCUGGACCCCAACAAAGACUUUGGCUGGAGCGACGAGAGCUACUGUACUUCUGCUGUGCCGCUGUGUUAUAAGCCCCCCAACCUCCUCCGAUAA